Darwinula stevensoni is the source of this 204-nucleotide messenger RNA. NCBI's taxonomy places the organism in Eukaryota, Metazoa, Arthropoda, Ostracoda, Podocopida, Darwinulidae. The record is from the annotation of a GenBank genome assembly.
AUGACCGUGGGGCCAUCAUUUCGAGAUGACCUAAUCCAGGAAAUGGUUCGCUAUGGAGGGAGUGAAUUACAUACAGUGGCAGCGUUCGUUGGAGGCUGUGCUGCUCAUGAAUCCAUCAAGCUUCUCACCUGUCAGUAUGUCCCACUUGACAACACUCUAAUCUACAAUGGGUUGACUGGUUCUUGUGCCACUUUCAAGUUCUGA